This is a messenger RNA of Symbiodinium natans, 375 nucleotides long. Lineage: Eukaryota; Dinophyceae; Suessiales; Symbiodiniaceae. The record is from the annotation of a GenBank genome assembly.
AUGAGCCUCGCAAGCAUCGAUGAGCUACGUCAUCCUGAUGCACUAACUCAUCACGUCCUUGACACAGGCACUGCACGUGUCAUCGUCAUCGGCGAUGUGCAUGGUUGCGCUUUCGAGCUUGCCGCGUUGCUGGCCAAGUGUGGGUACUCCAGAAGCAGUGAUGUGGUCAUCCUGCUUGGCGAUUUGGUGAACAAGGGACCUCACUCUAUAGAAGUGAUCCGCUUGGCAAGGGAGCAGGGCCUACAUGCCAUUGCUGGCAAUCAUGAGUUCAUCGCGCUUCAGAAGUGGGAAAUAUGGAAGCAGACUGGAGUCGUUCCCAAACCCGACGAGCACGGACUGACGCAGACCUGGACUUCAUCAGGAAAUUGCCCCUGA